Messenger RNA from Clavispora lusitaniae ATCC 42720, 2382 nucleotides. RefSeq names its product Utp13p (gene UTP13). Gene Ontology annotation, cellular component: small-subunit processome; nucleolus; 90S preribosome. Gene Ontology annotation, biological process: endonucleolytic cleavage in 5'-ETS of tricistronic rRNA transcript (SSU-rRNA, 5.8S rRNA, LSU-rRNA); endonucleolytic cleavage to generate mature 5'-end of SSU-rRNA from (SSU-rRNA, 5.8S rRNA, LSU-rRNA). The record is from RefSeq and is a predicted model, not a curated record. Lineage: Eukaryota; Fungi; Ascomycota; Pichiomycetes; Serinales; Metschnikowiaceae. Gene Ontology annotation, molecular function: U3 snoRNA binding; protein binding.
AUGCGCGCUACAAAAAAAGAAGAAUCUCCACCAUCGUCUUUCUACAUCAUGUCGGAACCUCUUCGCUGUGCCUUUGAGUCGCAGGAAAUCGAGCCGUUUUAUGUGGGCGCCACAUCCGCAACGCUCUCGCAAAAUGGUGAGCUUCUAGCUACUCCAUGCAAUGAGGACGUGGUGAUUACAGACUUGACUAACAACAUUACGCUUUUCACGUUGGAAGGUGACGGGGAACCCGUCACUGCUCUUGCAAUGACCCCAGACGGCACACGCUUAGCGGUGGUGUCGCAGAGUCAGCAGCUUCGGAUAUUUGAUGUUCAAACUGGCCAGUGUCUCAAACAGACAAGAUUGUCUGCACCCGUGUACAUAGCUGCAGUGGAUGCUACAUCGACACUUUUCGCCUUCGGAGCUACGGAUGGUCUUGUCACAGUAUGGGAUAUCGAGGGUGCGUACAUCACGCAUUCUCUCAAAGGUCAUGGGACAACAGUGUGCUCACUCAAGUUCUACGGUGAGCUCCAUUCUUCUAAAUGGAUGCUUGCGCUGGGAGACACAAUGGGAACUUGCAAAAUCUGGAACUUGGUGACGCGAAAAUGCGUGGCCUCCAACAAUGAACACUCCGGUGCCGUAAGAGGACUUGCAUUCUCUCCUGAAGGAGACUUUUUCAUGUCGGGUGGAAGAGACGAGGUGGUGGUGCUUUACAACACAGAAAACUUGCGCAGACCAACGAAUACUUUCACUGUACGUCAACAAGUGGAAUCGUGUGGCUUCUUUGAGAAGAACGGCGAUCUUCUCUUUUACACAGCCGGCUCUGGUUGCCAAUUGCGUGUCUGGGCCGCCGACUCAGGAAAACCGCUUGGCCUGUCUCGCGCCCCCUUGGAGACCCUGGAAGAACUUGUGGUGAUUGACACCAUCGUCUCUGAACAGCUUUGGAUGGUCUUGAGUGAUCAAACCUUAAUGCGGCUCGACUUGGCCCGUUUUGGAGAAGACGAAGAACAUAUUGUGCCAGAAACAAAACGAAUUGCGGGAAACCAUGGCAUUGUGGCCGAUGUGCGGUACUGUGGACCUGACCGCUCUCUCCUUGCUCUCGCAACAAACGCUCCGGCUUUGCGCGUGGUGGAUCCAGCUGCUCCUUUUGAAGUUCUGCUCCACGAGGGCCACACAGAUCUUCUUAAUUGUGUUGACGCUUCCGAAGACGGAAGAUGGUUGUUGACAGGAGCUAAGGACAACAGUGCACGAAUGUGGCGCUGGAACGACGAGGCAAGCCUGUUUGAACUAUACGCUGUAUUUAUUGGUCAUGCUGGUGCAGUUACCGCAUGUGGCUUACCAAAAGGAUCCGGAGAACCACGGUUUGUAUUGACUGCUUCUGCCGACUUGACAGUGAAAAAGUGGAAGGUGCAGCAGGGAACUGUUCGUUCUAGUGAGUACACUCGGAGAGCUCACGAUAAAGAAAUCAAUGCAUUAGCCGUGGCGCCAAACAACCAGCUCUUCGCGACGGCAUCGUUCGACAAGCUUGCCAAAGUGUGGGAUACAGACCUGGGAGAAACCGUGGGUGUGCUCCGCGGUCACAAGAGGGGUUUAUGGGACGUGAGUUUCUGCCAAUAUGACAAGCUCGUGGUGACCGCAUCUGGUGACAAGACAGCUAAGGUCUGGCUGUUGACCGAUUACACGUGUACAAAAACGUUGGAAGGCCAUACUAAUGCUGUGCAACGUUGUCGCUUCAUGAACCGCAAUAGACAAAUUGUCACAUCAGGAGCGGACAGUUUAGUCAAGGUGUGGGACAUCAGUGAAAGCGAGUGCUGUGCUACGCUAGACAACCACGGAAACCGGAUCUGGGCACUUGAUGUAAAGGAUGACGGUUUGGCCAUGGUGUCUGUAGAUGCUGACGGUCGCAUGAACUUCUGGACGGACAACACUGACGAGUUAGUCAAAGAGAGGGAGGAGCAGGAACGUCAGAAAAUUGAGCAUGAACAGGCAUUAAAUAACUACAUUCAGCGCAAUGAUUGGAGCAAUGCAUUUUUACUCGCUGUGACACUCGAGCAUCUGAUGAGGGUCUACAAUGUGAUAAAAUCGCUGAUUGCCAGCAACGAUGACGCUGGACUGAAGCUCGGUUCUUUCGCGCUCGAGAAAACGAUCCAACUGCUUGACACGACACAGAUGGCCGCUUUAUUGCGCAGAGUCCGUGACUGGAAUAUCAACUUUAAGCAGUUUGAGAUUGCACAGAAGGUGUUGGCAGUUGUUGUGGACAAGCUCGACAUGGAAAACCCGGAAAUCCGCAAGAUCGUCGCAGCAAUUGUCCCAUAUAACGAGAGGCAUUACCUGCGUCUAGACGACUUGAUUGAGCAGACAUACAUGCUUGACUACGUUGUGCAUGAGAUGGAAAAAGCAUAA